Toxorhynchites rutilus septentrionalis is the source of this 500-nucleotide messenger RNA. Its product is annotated as SCY1-like protein 2. The annotation marks the transcript as partial. Gene Ontology annotation, molecular function: protein kinase activity; ATP binding. The record is from RefSeq and is a predicted model, not a curated record. NCBI's taxonomy places the organism in Eukaryota, Metazoa, Arthropoda, Insecta, Diptera, Culicidae. Gene Ontology annotation, biological process: protein phosphorylation. The transcript is spliced from 4 exons.
UCGAAUUCACUGAGCGAGUAAAUGAAACUGACGCAACCGACCCGGUUCCCUGUCAGCCCUGGUCCACGAGAUCCUCUAAAAUGGUUCAACCCAACCUUGAUUUCAUGGCUCCUGAAAAUCAAAUCAACUCGAACUGCAGCAUAUUAAGCGAUAUGUUCUCGCUCGGGAUGGUGAUAUGUGCUAUUUAUAAUCAAGGGAGGCCGCUGAUACAAUCGGGAAACUCGCCACCUUCGUAUCUGAAGCAGAUGGAAACGCUUGAUGACGCUGUCCACAAUAUAUUGCCUCGGAUACCUAUUCCACUACAAGAAGCGUGCACGCGACUAUUGAGGAAAUCACCCGGUGCGCGUCCUACAGCUCAGCUGCUAACACUCAUCAAAUACUUCAGCGAUCCAGCAGUGCAGGCGCUGCAAUUUUUAGACGUCAUUAACAUGAAGGAUCCCACACAGAAAGCCCACUUUUACCGAAGCACACUGAGGGAGGUGUUGCCCUUUAUACCACGG